CAGAGUAGGAAGAGGGUCAGAGUGAGAGCCAGACGCAAGCCCAAAUGAUGGGGAAGCAGAAAAGCCCCGAGUAAGCAGAGAGAGUUGGUCCACAGAGACAAUGGAGCAGCCGCACAGAGAGCAGUGCAGCCGGGAGAACAUGCAGCCCCACAGGGAGAGGUGGAGAGAGAGAGCAACCGUCUGAGAGGCUGAUGGCAUCCCCGAUCCUGGCUCCGGCACCAGUGCAUCCUGCCGGCACAUUCUUCCCGGUGUUCAAGAAGGCGAGCCCAAAUGGAAAGCUCACCGUCUACCUGGGGAAGCGGGACUUUGUGGACCACGUUGACCUCGUGGACCCUGUGGAUGGUGUGGUCCUGGUGGAUCCCGAGUACCUCAAGGAGCGGAGAGUCUACGUGACCCUGACCUGCGCCUUCCGCUAUGGCCGGGAGGACCUGGACGUCCUGGGCCUGACCUUUCGCAAGGACCUGUUCGUGGCCAACGUGCAGUCCUUCCCGCCGGCCCCCGAGGACAAGAAGCCGCUGACCCGACUGCAGGAGCGCCUCAUCAAGAAGCUGGGCGAGCACGCCUACCCGUUCACCUUCGAGAUCCCUCCGAACCUCCCGUGCUCGGUGACGUUGCAGCCGGGGCCUGAGGACACAGGGAAGGCCUGUGGUGUGGACUAUGAAGUCAAAGCCUUCUGUGCAGAGAACCUGGAGGAGAAGAUCCACAAGCGGAAUUCCGUGCGCCUGGUUAUCAGGAAGGUUCAGUAUGCCCCGGAGAGGCCUGGCCCCCAGCCCACAGCCGAGACCACCAGGCAGUUCCUCAUGUCGGACAAGCCCCUGCAUCUAGAGGCCUCCCUGGAUAAGGAGAUCUAUUACCACGGAGAACCCAUCAGCGUCAAUGUCCAUGUCACCAACAACACCAACAAAACCGUGAAGAAGAUCAAGAUCUCAGUGCGCCAGUAUGCAGACAUCUGCCUUUUCAACACCGCCCAGUACAAGUGCCCGGUGGCCAUGGAGGAGGCCGAUGACACAGUGGCACCCAGCUCAACCUUCUGCAAGGUCUACACGCUCACCCCCUUCCUGGCCAACAAUCGGGAGAAGAGGGGCCUCGCCCUGGACGGGAAGCUCAAGCACGAAGACACGAACCUGGCCUCCAGCACCCUGUUGAGGGAAGGAGCCAACAGAGAGAUCCUGGGCAUCAUUGUUUCCUACAAAGUGAAAGUGAAGCUGGUGGUGUCCCGGGGCGGCCUGUUGGGAGACCUUGCGUCCAGUGAUGUGUCCGUGGAACUGCCCUUCACCCUAAUGCACCCCAAGCCCAAAGAGGAGCCCCCACAUCGGGAAGUUCCAGAGAACGAGGCGCCAGUAGAUACCAACCUCAUAGAACUUGACACAAACGACGACGACAUUGUGUUUGAGGACUUUGCCCGGCAGAGACUGAAAGGCAUGAAGGACGACAAGGAGGAGGAGGAGGAUGGUACUGGCUCUCCACAGCUCAACGACAGAUAGACCGGGGCCGGCCGCCGCCGGGCAGCCCCAGGUCCGCCCUCCUGCACUAGGCUGCUUCCUGUCUUCUUCCUGUUCUGGUGCCCCCUCCCCUUUGUUCUUCCAGUUUCUACCAGGGGCCCAGUGGUCUUCCAGGUUGUGGUGGUGAACCUCUGGCCUCAGGAUGGGCCCCGCAUCUCCACGCCAACAGGGCCGCGUGCACCACCAUAACCCUGUCACUGCAGUCACCUCUCCAUCCUCUCCCUGCUGACCCCCAGAAAGGCCACCAUGGCUCUGGCCUUGGAAUUUCACUUGGGAUGGGGAGCGGGGUGGGGUGGGGGGGACGGUAGGACACAGGACUUGGAAGGGUGGGGUUGAGGGGUCCAGAUGUGUGCGGGAAUGCCCACAGUCCCAGGUGGUUAACACAGUCUGGCAGCUAAAAGAUGCCCAUGGUGAAGGCCAUGCUCUUCUGGCCGGGUAGACAGACUGGAUAGAAUGCUCAAUGCCUUUUUGCAGUGCUGACCCACUAAACACCUCCCCCCUCCUCCCCCUGUCCCUCUGUGUCUGACAGUGACCUUAGUGUAGACCCCAGGAGUGGACAAGAGCAACUGGACCGACUUCUUACCAGCAGUUAGCUAGUCUAAGGCCAGCUGUAGUCUAUUUCAGUAUUGUCAGGAUAUAACCUCCUAGCUACCCUGUAUCUUACGUGUGUGUCCUUCCUAGAAAUAUGCACAUAGAGAGAGAAAAGGAGGGGUCUUCAGAAAGCACCCCCCUGCCCCUGCUCCAGGCAGAGUGAGUGGAAGCUACAGAGAUUUCCUGAAGGGUGGCUCUGAGAGAUAGGUGCAGGGGCAGAAAGGGGUGAAUCUGUCCUGUUUCCUUUCUUUGGGGACCUGUGACUGGCGAUGCCAUGGGAAGCAAGCCUGGCAGGGAACACCGGUGUCCUCCUGCCUCCACCUUGCAGUUCUUCAGGGCUGGGCUGGGCUGGGCCUAUAGGCUGGGAGGCAGCACCUGUGGCCACCAUACCCACAGGCAAAAGGGGUCCUUCCCCAGAAAGGGGCAGGGUCCAUCGGGGUGCCCUCACCUAAAAGGGAGGGGCUGCUGCAUAGCAAGGAACCUUUUGUUUCCAUGGGGAGUUGAUGAUCCCUCCCCCUGCCCCCCUCUGCCCCUGCAGUGUCAUGGGGGCCCAGUACCCAUUGGCUGGUGUGAUGGAGACCUGGGGUGUUUCCAGGGCAACAGGACAGGCAAAUAAUGAGGUAGAAAGUGUUCAAAGGUCUCUGUUGUCUGGCCUUUGCUGCUCACUUACUGUGUGACCUUGGGCAAGUGUCUUUCCCUUUCCGGACCUCAGUUCUUCACCUGGAAAACCAUGGGGUUUGACCCAUGAUCACAAAGGGUCCUCCCAGCUCUGGCCUCCUAAGAAUUUGUGAACAUUGUAGUUUCUGGCUCAGUGGGUGGAGCCAGAGCCCCUGACCCUGUUCUGGCUGCCUCCUCAGGGGACUCAUUAGACCCCCAAGGUGGCAGGAUCUUGGAGAGCUCCCACUUCCCCACCCCAGGCCUGGGCAGGGCCCUUCCUGGGCCUCUGGAGGGUUGCCUGAUGUCAAGGUGUGGCCAUAGCUAGCAUGAGCUGCUCAGCCCUGGGGCCCGAUUAUUACAAAAGGACAGAGCUUGUAUUUGCUGAGCCUUGUGGGGGUGGCGGGAGGAGAGCUUGUGAUAGGACUUCCAGUAACUCACAGCCCCUGUGAAUGCCGAUACCUGAGGUUUACCUCAAACCCUAGCAAGUACAUUGAUUUAUGGAGCAAGAUGCUCUCUCCUCAA
Myotis davidii is the source of this 3272-nucleotide messenger RNA. It is a transcript of the gene ARRB1, whose product is annotated as arrestin, beta 1. The coding region runs from base 192 to 1484 and encodes 430 amino acids. The record is from RefSeq and is a predicted model, not a curated record. Gene Ontology annotation, molecular function: G protein-coupled receptor binding. Lineage: Eukaryota; Metazoa; Chordata; Mammalia; Chiroptera; Vespertilionidae. The transcript has 16 exons. Gene Ontology annotation, biological process: G protein-coupled receptor internalization; signal transduction; visual perception.